GGUCAACCAGCUCCAGCUCCAGCUCCAAGCUCCCACAUCCCGCACACGAGCAGCGCAUCCAUCCCGAAUCACCCUCAGCCCACCAUGAAGUCGUCACUUUUGCUCCCAUUGUGCACCGCAGCGCUGGUCGCUGCUGUCUACCCUCCGCAGGUCGUGCUGGGUGACUCGCAGCAGGCACCCAUCGUUGAAGCGGACAAGUACCUCAUCGAGCUGGCACCGGGAGAGACCCAGUGGGUCACAGAAGACGACAAGUGGGCUCUGCGUCGCAAAGGCAUCAACUUCAUGGACAUCACGGACAACUCUGAGCUCGGCGCCUUGAACAGCAACUACGGCGCACGGAGCGUCAAGUUUCCUAAGAAGAUCGCUCAGAACGACACCGUCGCUCCGCUGCUCAAGCAGCUCGAGAAGAACAAUAUGCGCAAGCACCUGGAGGUCUUCACGUCCUUCCAUACGAGAUACUAUAAAUCCCAGUAUGGCGCGCAGUCCUCUGCGUGGCUGCUGAAGCAAGUCAACGACACAAUUGCGAAGAGCGGAGCUUUCGAACACGGUGCGUCGGUGAAGGCUUUCUCCCACCCUUGGGGCCAGUCUUCCAUCAUCGCCACGAUUCCGGGAAAGAGCAACAAGACUGUUGUCAUUGGUGCCCACCAGGACAGCAUCAAUCUGUUUCUCCCGUCCAUCCUCGCUGCACCCGGAGCUGACGACGAUGGAAGCGGCACCGUCACGAUCCUCGAAGCCCUGCGCGUGCUGCUCAAGUCCAAGGAUAUCGUGAAAGGAGACUUCCCGAACACUGUCGAGUUCCAUUGGUACAGCGCCGAAGAGGGAGGGCUACUUGGCUCUCAGGCAAUCUUCCAGUCAUACGAAAAGGAGGGCCGUGAUGUUAAGGCCAUGCUUCAGCAGGAUAUGACAGGUUACGUGCAGAAGACUAUCGACGCGGGCGAACCUGAGUCUGUUGGCGUGAUCACUGACUUCGUCGACCCCGGCCUGACUGAGUUCAUCAAGGAGGUCAUCACAGAGUAUUGCAAUAUCCCUUACGUACUCACGAAGUGCGGCUACGCGUGUUCCGACCAUGCCAGUGCCAGCAAGGCUGGAUACCCCUCCGCUUUUGUCAUUGAAUCGGACUUCAAAUACUCGGACAACAAGAUUCACACAACGGAAGACAAAAUCGAAUAUCUCAGCUUCGACCACAUGCUCCAGCAUGCGAAGUUGACGCUAGCCCUUGCCUACGAACUGGCCACACAUAAGUUUGACUAGGCAGUGUCACUGUUUUUGAUGGGAAGCAUUUGUAGAUACCCAAAGCGUAAACGAAGGAUGGUUGGGCAUUGCGGGCAUGUUAGAAUAUGGCGUUGGUGUCGAUAGCAAAUACAUGAAUCAUGUCCUUCCUCAAGCACGG
Paraphaeosphaeria sporulosa is the source of this 1390-nucleotide messenger RNA. RefSeq names its product leucine aminopeptidase 1. Bases 85 to 1251 code for a protein of 388 amino acids. The record is from RefSeq and is a predicted model, not a curated record. Lineage: Eukaryota; Fungi; Ascomycota; Dothideomycetes; Pleosporales; Didymosphaeriaceae. Gene Ontology annotation, molecular function: metalloexopeptidase activity. The transcript is spliced from 4 exons. Gene Ontology annotation, biological process: proteolysis.